Amoebophrya sp. A25 is the source of this 1614-nucleotide messenger RNA. Lineage: Eukaryota; Dinophyceae; Syndiniales; Amoebophryaceae. The record is from the annotation of a GenBank genome assembly.
UUGUCGAGGUGGGCGCUACUGGUCAUGGUACACAGAUUAUGGGGAUUCAAUCUAUCAUGUUUUAUUCUUCUCCCCUCUCUCUGAGUCACAGACGACUAUCGAGGCUCCUCGUCGUCCCCUUUAAGUUAUUGCCAUUCCGGUUUAAGCUAUUGCUAUUGACCUUUGAGUUAUUGUCAUUCCCGUUUAAGUUUGUCUCAUUCGCUCUUUUGAAGAAUCUGAAAGGGCAAUGAUCAGCGAUUCCGGAUGUUGCUCCUACACUUGUCGGACAAAUCACUUCAUGAGAAGAGAUUGAAUGUGAAAGGGGUAGUCCGCUUUUUUGUCUAGAAGUAAGGCCGUUGUGCUUCAGGAUUCUCGCAGGGUAAUUAAAUGUUCGUAUGGCGAGGAAUAGAGACCCAGGUCCCAAAAAAAAAAAAAAAAAGCCAGGGUGGGGCGCGUGAAUGAAUGAAAAAGAUCAUUAUAAUUUUAAGGAGAAUGAAGAUCCUAUAUGAAAGGGGUGCUGCGUUGUAGCCUAGGAGCAAGAGGGGAGAAGAGGGAAGGACACUUUUAUAGAGAUGUGGGCCCGUUUCUUUUCCAGUGGUGCGGUGAUGUUAAGGCUCAAUGCAAUUCAUUUCCAGCGGUCAUUUUCUUCUGUUUCCUUCAUCUCAGGACCAUUCUGAAGAAAUGAAGAAGAAGGAGCACAGAAAGCAAAGCACUAAUUAAUUGAAGAGAUGUGUCCUAGGAUUCUGAAGAAACGCAGGGACAAGGAAGCGAGUCGCUCUGGGCUCUAAUCAAGGUCAUGGGACACAGUGGGAAAUGGGAAUCCUCCACAAUACUCGAGCAGUAUGAUAAGACAACCUUAAGGCCGCAAGAUUGUUUUUGAGGUUGAAAGUUAACCGUAAGUACAGACUGCUUUUGAGGUUAAGUUUCAUUAUUAAGACCUAAAAAGUCAGUGUAGACUUUUGAGUGAGAUUUUUUACUACAGUAGUCAUUGUAUUGUACUUGAUAAUUUGAAGAGCUUGCUCCUGCUAAUAUAAAUUCCGCAAGUAGUUUCACUAACAAUGAUGUUGAGAUCAGAUUAUACCUUCGUCUCCGCUUUGUCAAAUCUUCUUGCUGAGUACAGCGACAGCAGACAAGAACUGUGUUUGCAUGCUAGAAAUGAUCUCGACAUGACAUCACUCGGCGUCGUAGCUCUCCGUAGAUAGUAGGGCACCCAAAAAGUCUAUGUCGAAAGAGCUUCCAUUUAGUCAGGGCCGCUCUAAUUAUUGACAUUCGUCCCUUCCUGGAUGACGAGGGGCCUUGGGAGUUCUGUAUCGAUGUGCAAUAUCUUAAGGCUAGACCACACUCACUAGUAGUAUCUGGAGUCGUGACGUUAGAAUUAUUAGGGACAUUCUUCAUAAUCCUGAAUCAUGUUGAAUUGCUCAAGUGGAAAGGAAGUACCCACAAUUAUAGUCAACUUCAACCACAGAUAUUAAUCAAUCAUAGAAGUCGUGAGUGCUCAUGAUGUCUAGCGUUAAAUAUCCCUGGGUUAGGCCGAACAAUCCCAAAAUGACAUCUGGCCCGAUGCGCGUCCUUCGGCUCUAUGUCGAUGGCCAUCAAGUAGAGGCAAAAAAAACCAAAGGCAACACGGAACCAUAU